GAAGAGUCGAGAGGAAGACCUCCCAGAGAAGAAGAGAAGAGCUUUCCACGCACCAUGGCUCUGCGGGACGAACUGUUGAAGUCCAUCUGGCAUGCCUUCACUGCUCUGGAUGUGGACAAAAGUGGGAAAGUGUCCAAAUCUCAGCUGAAGGUGCUGUCCCAUAACUUAUGCACAGUGAUGCAGAUCCCUCAUGACCCGGUGGCUCUGGAGGAGCACUUUAAGGACGACGACGAGGGUCCCGUCUCCACCCAGGGUUACAUGCCGUACCUGAACAAGUUCAUCCUCGACAAGGUGACUGGUAACUUUGACCUCCAGGACUUCAACAAAAUGUGCUGGACGCUGAGCUCCAGGAAGAAUCUGGAUCAGAGCCAGCUGCUCAUCUCCAACAACGACGCCUUCAAGAUCUGGUGCAUCUUCAACUUCCUGUCCGAGGACAGAUACCCGCUGACCAUCGUCACUGAGGAGAUUGAGUACUUCCUGCGUAAGCUGACGGAGGCGAUGGGGGGCAGCUGGGUGGAGGAGCGUUUCGAGGACUACAAGCUGCAGCUGAACUCCAAGCAGCAGAGUCUGAACGCCUGGGAGCUCAUCAGGCUGGUGGGGUCAGGUCACUUCAGUAAGGGCGUGGACCGGCAGACGCUCUCCAUGGCCAUCAACGAGGUCUACCAGGAGCUCAUCAUGGACGUUCUCAAACAGGGCUACAUGAUGAAGAAAGGUCACAAGAGGAAGAACUGGACGGAGCGCUGGUUCAUGCUGAAGCCAAACUCCAUCUCUUACUACGUCGGCGAGGACCUGGCCGAGAAGAAAGGAGACAUCUUACUGGACGGAAACUACAGUGUGGAGCCUCUACAAGAUAAAGAAGGAAAGAAGUGUCUCUUCCUCAUCAAGUCGUCUCAUAAGACCUUUGAAAUCAGCGCGUCGGACAAGAAGAAGAAACACGAGUGGAUUCUGGCCAUUCAGACCUGUGUGAGCCUCCUGCGUCAGGGCCGUCCGGCGCCGCACCGCGAGGCCCGUCAGAAGCGUCGGGAGAUGAGGCUGAAGCAGCAGGCCGAGCACGAGGAGCUGGAGCUGAGGAUGAGCGAGCUGCAGCUGGCCAACGAGGCCAAACAGCUGGAACUGGAGAACAUGAGGAAGGCUCUGGAGGAGACGGCGACUAACGCAGCAGAAGAAGAAGAACGGCGUCUUCAGACCCAAACUGAACUCCAGGAUCGCUACAGGAUGGACCUGGAGAGAGAGCAGAUGGUACGGAAGAAGAUGGAGGAGCAGGUGGCCCAGAAGUCCACUGAGCUGGAGCAGUACCUGCAGCGGGUCCGGGAGCUGGAGGACAUGUACCGUCAACUGGAGGAUGCUCUGGAGGACGAGAAACACGCCAGACAGGAGGAGGAGUCCGUCCGCAGGCUGCAGGAACGGUUACUGGAGGAGGAGGCCACAAAGAGGGUAGAGCUGGAGGAGUUCCACCUGCGGCAGCAGCGCGCCAUCUCAGAGACGGAGGCUGAGAAACAGGAGCUGGAGAAGGAGCGUCUGGCCAAAGAGAGCGCCCUGCAGGCGGCCAUGAAACAACUGGAGCUGCUGGAAGAAGAGAGACAGGAGGCGCUGGAGCAGUACCAGACGGUGAUGAAGAAGCUAGAAGACGCAACCAACAACACCAAGACCUGGAAGCACAAGGUGGAUGAACACGAGGGGAUGUUACGGCUCAUUCAACCAGGUUCCAAGGGACAACAGAGGAUCACCAAUUGGGGUCCUGCAGCCUUUUCUGAUGCAGAGCUCAGUCUGAGGCAGAAGCAAUGGCAGGAGAUGAAGAACCAGACGACCCAGGCCCAGUAGAGCCACUGGACCUUAAACUAAUGUCUACAGAUCAGAGGAGAGAACAGGAAAGGGCUGCUGGAAGAUACCGUUUGUGAUACAGCAUGACUAAGUAGUGACUGGAAGGAGUUUUCUGGAUUUUCAGUGGAGUCCAAAUGCAAAAUUUAACCGGAUAAUAUGAGGCAUUUUGUAAUAAGAGGGCAUUAAAUAAUAAAUGACCUUUAACCCUUUUGUAGACCACCAUAGAAUAAAAAGGAGCAGAACAGAAACUUAAGUCCCAUUUUCACAUUAUUAAGUUAAUUCAUUUUAGCAGGAAUCCUACAAAAUUUACCAAGUGAAGGAAUGAUAACCAAGACAACAGCUGGAUUAAUUAAAGGUUUGUUAUUGAUUGUCAGUCGUUUAUAAUAGAGAAGCUUAAACAGGUUUGUUGGUAGUGUGUUUUAAAGUCUAGCGCCUGGGGAGUUCUCUUUUCCAAAAUGUUGUACAGGACGUCAAAUUUGUUAUAAUUUGUAAAAGAGCUCACUGGGCAAAGUUGGGCCAUUAAAUAUUGAUCCAUCAACCACCACAGAUAAAGUAUAGUAGAAGUAUAUUAAGGUAAUUUGGGCUAUUGAGCAGGCAAUCUUAAUUUCUCAAUAGCAUUAAUUCAACAUUUACCAAGUUCUAACAUUACACCAGUCCAAACAUAACAGAAGGAUAAGAACGUACAGGAACAGGAUUCAUUUUGAAAUGCGACUCCAUCAACUUUGGACCAUCUGGGCUCCUGUAGGUAAACGGCUAGCUCGCUAUUGAAGCCACCAGUCGCUUUUAAACAACGUUCUAAGUACACUGUCAAUUAUGUAAAAGCUGACCGUGGUUAACAUCUUACCAAGCUAACAAUACAUACCUAAUAUAAAUAUUUAGACGUUAAGAUGUGCAGGUUAUUACACGUCAUGAGUGGGAAAGAAUGCAAACCACUACCUUUUAUCAUUUUGUCCUGACUGUCAAUUUGUGUCUAUGAAAUGCACUACUCUUACACUCACACGCCAACGCCAACAGCUUGAGCAUGUUUUAGGUUCAUGUUGUUGUAAAGUUGAAAGAUAUUAAGAGCAUCUAUCAAGCCGAAAAAAAGCUACUGAAAGAGCUACAAACUGUUCUCUUUCCUUCUUACAGAAAAAGCUGGGGCAUUUUUACAUGGAAACAUAAAUACAAGGGAUUUCUGUACAUAUAAUAACAAUAAUGUUUUUGUUUUUCUUACUAAAGUUGAGCUGCAUGGAGGCAGCAUCAGUAACACCUGAGGAAUGACAUGUAAUGUAAAUGUCCAUAAUGUCUAACAUAGUUGUCUUUUAACAGCCUAAAUGAAAAUAACAUGUAUGAUUCACUAAACAUUUUCUCAUUAUCAUGAAGGUGUUUGUUUUUCCUCCAGUUUGUCCGCCCUAGAUUUAUAUCUGUCUAAAUAACUUUAUCCUAAACAGUGCAUGCUUGUAAAUACUGUCAGAAAUAGGGCAUUUGGCCAAAAUCUCACCCACAAACAAUAAUGUUAACUGCUAGAAAAUGUUUCCUUUGUUGUGUUAUUGUAACCAUCAGUGCCUUUGAUGCCGUCAUGAGUGAACAUUGUGAUUUCUAUAUUAUGUUUUUAUAUAUAAAUGUAAAAAUCUUAAGACUGAA
Anoplopoma fimbria (sablefish) is the source of this 3444-nucleotide messenger RNA. RefSeq names its product switching B cell complex subunit SWAP70b (gene swap70b). The record is from RefSeq and is a predicted model, not a curated record. The coding region runs from base 55 to 1821 and encodes 588 amino acids. Gene Ontology annotation, cellular component: cytoplasm; nucleus. The transcript has 12 exons. Lineage: Eukaryota; Metazoa; Chordata; Actinopteri; Perciformes; Anoplopomatidae. Gene Ontology annotation, molecular function: calcium ion binding.